GUUCUCCUCAGUCCUACAGUCAGUCUUCGUAUUUCGAACAGAGCACACAAUUUUGGUGGCUCUCCUACCAACCUCAUUUGGUUAUUUUGCUUUCAUCGCCCACCCAAAGUUCCAUUUGAUUUUGAAGUGCACAGAAUAUUUUCGUUUCUGAAAUUCCAGUGGGCUGCUCAUUUUUCGUCAGUUCUUAUCAAAAUAAUAGAACCAAUUUCGUCUGCUGCAGCAACCCAAAGGAAUGACCUUUUGACCCUAUUGGAUAGAUUAUACCACAAAUACGACCAACGACGUAGAAACAAUCAUGCAAUUGGACAAACAAGAAAGCGAAGACUGUAACUCCCCGGUAUGGCAACAACUACUUCCGACAUCCGUUCCAACGUCAGUGAUUGAGCGGAGUGAAGUAAGAGUCAACAUCCCGACCGACGAACCCACUGCUCCACAUGGCGAUAAACCCAAGAAGAUGGGCAGUAGCUCUUGGUUUCCUUCGUUUGCACCUUCCUGGGCCGAACGACAGAGGUUGCGGAAUGGUGGAGAAAUCUUCCGACAGCAUAUUAACAGCGCGUCUAGCAGCGCUGGAUCAACGGAAGGAGAUCCUCGGAUAAAUGCACCAAAAUCGUCCACCGAGAAGAGUUCAUCGAGUCCGCUCAUGAGGUACAGACAAAACCGAUGGAGUUCACGGAGAAUUCGGAAACGCGUUGUGCUGAAAAAUGGAGAGUGCAACGUUGUCCAGAGUAACGUAGCCAAACGAAGGCGUCGCUACCUAGCCGAUAUUUUCACGACCAUGGUUGAUAUUCAAUGGCGCUGGACACUUCUUAUCUUCACGGCCAGCUUUGUAUUAAGCUGGCUGGCCUUCGCCGUCCUAUGGUGGCUAAUCGCUUUCACUCACGGUGACCUAGAGCCCGAACACCUACCCGAUAAUCAAGCGGCAUCCGGCUGGAAACCGUGCGUCGGCAACAUUCACGGUUUCGCCUCAACCUUUUUAUUCAGCAUCGAGACACAGCACACUAUCGGUUACGGUUACAGAUACACGACCGAGGAGUGUCCUGAAGGCAUUUUCAUCAUGUGCAUUCAAAGUAUUAUCGGUGUAAUGAUUCAGGCGUUUAUGGUAGGCGUUGUUUUCUCCAAGUUGACUCGACCCAAAAUGCGAGCUCAGACGUUGCUUUUUAGUCGAUCUGCUGCUAUUUGCCAGCGUGACGGUCAGCUCUGCUUGAUGUUCCGCGUGGGAGAUAUGCGUAAGUCGCACAUAAUCGACGCCAGCAUCCGCGCACAAAUGAUCCGCAUGCGAGUAACGAACGAAGGCGAAAUGAUGCCGUACUUUCAGUACGAAUUGAAAGUCGGUUUCGAUCACGACGAGAGCAAUCUUUUCCUCAUCUGGCCCAUGACGGUCGUUCACAAAAUCACGCCAGAUUCUCCUCUCUACAACGUAUCCGCUUCCGAUCUUUUGAAAGAUAAAUUCGAAAUUGUCGUUAUCCUGGAGGGUACCGUUGAGUCGACCAGCAUGACCACACAGGCUCGUUCUUCUUACCUGCCGUCUGAAAUCAAAUGGGGCCACCGGUUUGAGCCGCUCGUAUCCUUUCGCAAGGAUACCGGUCAAUAUGCUGUUGAUUACAGCCUUUUUAACAAUACGUACGAAGUAGAUACGCCUCUUUGUAGCAGCCGCGAUUUGGAUGAGUUUAAAAAACUCCGAGAUGAAAAUCAAUUAGGUAAUGCACAAACAAAGCAAGUGACGAGACCGAUGCAGUCGAUGCCUCUGCAACUUACUUUCAAUCGGAAUUUGUUGAUUGAUCCAUCAAUCAUCAAUACUCCAAUGAUGAGGGGAGUUGCACCUCUUGCUGUGACUCCUGCUCCGCUCACAACUGUCAUCAAUGCCAGCAACGUUAACAGACCAGUUGUCGUGCCAGUGAUGACUACAGUUGAUUCACCGACCAGCGACUCCCUCACCACGUGAAUCUAAAAGUUGCUAAUUAAAAUAAUUAUUUCCAUCAUCACCCAGUAAAAUGGGAUGUAGAAAAAAGCCAGAAGAUACUUUUCGUUUUAUAACUAGUUCUUCGUAUACCGUAAUGUGCAUAUUCGCUUUAUAUCCAUGAUAUAUAAAUAUAUAAAUAUUAUGUUCGUUUAGGAUUAAAAAUAAGUAAAACACAAAAAAAAGAAAAAAAAAUCUGAGUAUUGUUAUUGGAGCGUGUGCCUUUACAUUCAAUCAUAUCGAUGUAUUGAAAUAAUAGCGAAAUUUGUCUUCCAUAAUGUAAUGCCUUGUUUUGCCUUUGUGCGACUACGCACAACGAACACAACUCGACACCGAGAAUAACGUGUCUUCUUUCAUUAACAAAUUACAUAUUUUUCGGUGUUUUGUUUUCGUAUCGCUCGCCAUAGAUCAAUUAAAUAAUUUUUUUCCUGCGGAACCUUUUGUUUCAAUACAUUAAAUAUGAAAAUCUA
Messenger RNA from Daphnia magna, 2427 nucleotides. RefSeq names its product G protein-activated inward rectifier potassium channel 3. The coding region runs from base 296 to 1942 and encodes 548 amino acids. NCBI's taxonomy places the organism in Eukaryota, Metazoa, Arthropoda, Branchiopoda, Diplostraca, Daphniidae. Gene Ontology annotation, biological process: regulation of monoatomic ion transmembrane transport; potassium ion import across plasma membrane. The transcript is spliced from 7 exons. The record is from RefSeq and is a predicted model, not a curated record. Gene Ontology annotation, cellular component: plasma membrane. Gene Ontology annotation, molecular function: inward rectifier potassium channel activity.